Messenger RNA from Colletes gigas, 1476 nucleotides. RefSeq lists its product as uncharacterized. The record is from RefSeq and is a predicted model, not a curated record. The transcript is spliced from 4 exons. NCBI's taxonomy places the organism in Eukaryota, Metazoa, Arthropoda, Insecta, Hymenoptera, Colletidae. The coding region runs from base 835 to 1476 and encodes 213 amino acids. Gene Ontology annotation, biological process: NADH dehydrogenase complex assembly.
UCUGCAUUUAUAUUUUCUUACCACAGCUCCAUCGCUGUACUUUUGUUGUACGACAAAAAAACAUACGUGUGUAGCGGAUCUAAUGCGAUUGCACACCGUUUGCUACUAACAAAUUGCUAAUCUGCGGAUCUGCCGUCAUUCUGCAGAUAGUUUGAUUACUCGUUUAAUCGUUAUCGUAAUGUCAAAGAUAAAGUUGACAUUUUUGGGUAUAAUGUAUGCAAUGAAAAUAAAUAUUCCAACUCUCUGUGUGCAAAGUUCAGGAACUACAGUUCCAUUAGGGUCCAUAGACCACAGGUUAAGAACCACUGGGUUGUAUCAUUUUAUUUUAGGUAAAGAAUAGCAGAGUGGCUCUUUAUAUGUAUAUAUGUAUAUAUAAUCGUAUCGCCAUUACAAAAGUUAUAAGGGGCAUUUAUGCUAUGUAUAUUAUGCUAGAUCGAUAACAACAUUCAUAUGCUUUUGUUUCAAUAAAAGAGGCGAUAAUUGCGUUAACGCGUUGUCGUCGUAUUAGAUUUUCGUUAAUAUAGCUAUUUUUCUAUAUGCAUUUAAACGUGACAAUCAUAUUACAUACAUACUCCGUACGUGUAUGUGAACAAUAGCGACAAUCGGUUUUAUUCACGUAUACCACUACAAAAUUCCUAAGCAGAACUUAUGCGUGUUUCUAUAUGUUAUCAUAGGUACAUUGUAUAAGUACAUUUCGUUGUACUUAACGUAUCAUUGUAGAAAAAUAUUACAAUUUUAUGUAAAUAUGUAGAAAAAAAUAUCGCUGUAGCCUAUAUUGCCUACCAUAAACGCUUUUUCUAUAGAAAACGUAACCAUUAUUAUUAGUUAUAAAUAAUGUUAACAAUACAAUUUCUUAUUGCUCUUAUUAUUCGCGGUUAUUAUAACCUAUUUCGUUACGUUGAUAAUACUUUACAAAGAAUUAAGGAAUCGGACAAAGAGAUACUUUUUGACUUUACGACCAUAGACAAUGUGGAUAACUGGAGGGAGAUAUCUGAUACUGUUAGAACAGUAGGAAUGUCAAAAGCUGUUUUAACAUUGCAAACAACUCAAAUUUUUCAACGUGCAAUAUUUUUUAAUCUUCUAAAUCCACAACCAAAUGGCGCUGGCUUUGCGGGAGUACGAAUCAGGAAAAAUUUGAAUCUAUUAAAUUUUAAAAAUAUUGAAAUCACUUGCAGAGGGCAAGGUGACAAUAGUCAUUACAAAGUUGUUCUUAGACACAAAGGUCUUCACUCAGACAAAGAUAUAACGUAUGAACAGUUUUUCAUGGUGCCAAUAUCGAGUAAUACAUUUGUAACAAUUAUAUUGCCAUUGACCGAAUUUAAACCAUAUUAUCGUGGACGAGAGAUACCUAAUGCAGAACCACUGGAUACGUCAAACAUUACAAUGUUCGGUUUACAAAUUUAUGGUGGAGUUUAUUUACCAGUCAAACAAAAAGGUGUUUCAGCAUUAGAAAUAGAAAAUAUUUCUGUAUCAUGA